ACAGAAUCAGUCAACAACUUUUUUCGUUGGAACAGGAACAGAUCAAAGCCCAACACAGCGAUACUAAGCGAAACGUACCUUACAGGCUUGAUAACCAUUUUAAUAAAAUAAGUGAAGAAUGAAGAAACUUCUCCUGGUUUGCGUUGCUAUCAGUGUCUAUGUUGCAUGUGCUGGUGCGGAGAAUCAGAAUAAGAAUAAUCCAAUAAGAGCGGUGGCUGUUUUAACUGGUGUUCAUGGCAUAACAGGAACUGUCCAUUUCACUCAAACUGGAUGCGAUCAACCGGUGUUGGUUGAAGUGAAUAUAGGAGGCUUAAACACAACCGGUCAAGGAUUUCACAUUCAUGAAACAGGAGACUUGAGCAACGGUUGUACUAGUCUCGCGGCCCAUUACAAUCCACACAACUACAAUCACGCCGGACGUGAAGAUGACGAACGGCAUGUUGGUGAUUUGGGAAAUAUUUUUGGCAAUGCGAACGGAGUGAGCAAUAAGAGCUUUACUGACGAGUUGAUCUCAUUGUCCGGCCCUCACAGCAUCAUUGGCCGUGGAGUUAUCGUUCACUUAAAUAUUGAUGAUUUGGGCAGAACUGAUCAUCCCGACUCAUUGACAACUGGAAAUGCUGGACCCCGUGUCGCAUGUGGAGUCAUCGGUUAUGUAAAUAGUGACGAUCCGUUCCAAUGUCCACACAGUUCAGCCAAUAUAUUAUCAGCGGCCGCUCUCCACUUCCUACUAGCGAUGGCUUUCCUGUUCAAUAAAUUACAUUAAUUCAAUGUUAUCGACUGACAUCAACUUGAAUUAUUCAUCUUCAAUAGUCAGCUUAUUCUUUGCGGUACUAGAAUGUAGUUAGUGCGUAACAAACACUUUUAUUCAAAGAAUUGAACCAAAAUAAACUUUGUUUCUUUUUCA
This is a messenger RNA of Bradysia coprophila, 904 nucleotides long. Its product is annotated as superoxide dismutase [Cu-Zn]-like. Gene Ontology annotation, biological process: superoxide metabolic process. The record is from RefSeq and is a predicted model, not a curated record. Gene Ontology annotation, molecular function: copper ion binding. NCBI's taxonomy places the organism in Eukaryota, Metazoa, Arthropoda, Insecta, Diptera, Sciaridae.